CCCUUGGUCACGCACCGUAUCGGUCCAAUCUGCCGAGCGCAGCACUAGGCUACUGGACGCCAAGAUCUGCCAACAAACACGCUCUACGUCAUCGUGUCUUUUAGACGCCCAUCGUCGAAUCCAGGAAUCACAAUCAGGGGGGCCCUCGCCCACAUUCCUGCUCUCAUGCUGCAUGACUGCAUCACCGUGUGAUCUGCAUUUAUAACCCCACAGACCCUGCUCUCUAUUCUGCAUUCGCCUUUUCUAGACUCCAAUACGACUAGAGCACACGCGCACAAUAUUGAAAUCACAAUCGAGACGUUUCCAAGUGUGGUCCUCCUCACCUGCCAGCACAAUCACAAUGGGUCUCCCCAGCAUGUCCAAGAGCUACCUGUUCUUCACCGUCAUUCAUGUCUUCCUAUUCGCCCUGGCUCUGGCCGUUUGCGGCCUCUAUGGCCAAGAUCUGAAGAGGGCCAUGGACAGCAACGUCGAGGCGGACUCCAAAUGGAUAUUCGCUGUCGUCGUCGGCGCGCUCUCAGCUGUGACAUGUGUCAUCUACUUUAUCCCAUUCAUUCUCCGCGUCGGCGGUAUCUUCAUUGCUGGCUGGGACUUCAUCCUGUUCAUUCUCUGGAUCGCCGUCUUUGGCGUGUUUGGCAAGAUGUACAUUGGUGAGGACCCCGAGGGUGUCGGCGCCAUCCGUCGCAUGAAGAAUGCGGUCUGGGUCGAUCUCGCCAACGCGCUCCUCUGGUUCAUCCUGUCCAUCGGUAUGGCCUUGUACUGGUGGAGGAGCGACCGCCGCUCGAGGUUCACUGGACGCGCGCACGUGUAGGAUGAUGCGCCACCCGAGGGACGAGCAGACGACGGAGCGGGUGUCGCAAUGGGAAGCAGGACGUGAAGGCGUGCGUCGUGUGAGAGAAGCGAGGAUGUCUU
Molecule: messenger RNA, 909 nt
Organism: Emericellopsis atlantica
Lineage: Eukaryota; Fungi; Ascomycota; Sordariomycetes; Hypocreales; Bionectriaceae
Exons: 3
Coding region: 341-808 (155 amino acids)
Source: RefSeq, a predicted model, not a curated record